AACUGCUGUAAUGGGCCAAGAUUGUAUGCAGCUGUAUCGGCACCUCACCCAUUUGGACCCAGCCCCCUUCUCAGUCUUGGGGAAAGGCUGUUUUUCCAGAUGGAUAGAUUAUGGGAGCAAAGGAGGCUUUCUAAUGCACCAUCUAAUUUAGAAGGUUUACUGGAGCUCCAACAGAACACCCUGAUUGAACUUGUCACUGCUGUCUGGGCUCAGACUGUAGUGCUGCAGGAAAACAAUGCAGUGCUGCAGGAAAACAAUGUAGUGCUGCAUGAUAUCCGAGCCUUGUGUCAAGCAGGGCUUGAUCAAAAUGCACCAUCAAACAGCGGCUCACAAACCUGUGUAGUCGUUUGUAGUCAA
Staurois parvus is the source of this 357-nucleotide messenger RNA. The record is from the annotation of a GenBank genome assembly. Lineage: Eukaryota; Metazoa; Chordata; Amphibia; Anura; Ranidae.